Molecule: messenger RNA, 2874 nt
Organism: Penicillium diatomitis
Lineage: Eukaryota; Fungi; Ascomycota; Eurotiomycetes; Eurotiales; Aspergillaceae
Product: DNA repair protein RAD16
Exons: 10
Coding region: 1-2874 (957 amino acids)
Molecular function (GO): ATP-dependent chromatin remodeler activity; ATP binding; metal ion binding
Source: RefSeq, a predicted model, not a curated record
AUGCCUGCCAGAAGAAGAUCUCAAGCUGCGGUAGUCCCUGAGCCUGAGAACGAUACCCAUCUCAGCGGUAUUUCAGUCAGAGGAGGCUCACCAAUUCGUCGAACCAAUCCCCGGCGCAAAUCAUCACAAAUCAAAAAUGACUCAGCCCGCGUCAUUGAUGAUACCGAAGAGGAUGAACUCGCAUCAAUAAUCAUGGAUACCCCCAAGAAUCAGACCUUUCGAACGGAUCCGACAGUGGCUGUGAAAGUGGUGAUACCCUCGCAGAUGGAUGCAUCUACAAGCGACUCGAGCGCCUCACCAGGCAAUCCAUCCGCCGAAGGAAAUACGGCAUAUAGUACUCCUGCCACUAGCGUUGGAACGCCCGCGGAGUCCAGCAUGAAGCGGACGCGCACUCGGGUGAAUGCAUCAGAUCGUGCUCAGCGCCUGCGUGCAACCAGCACAGUCACACGACGGACGUCGUUGAGAUCGCAAACCGGGACAAAGCGAUCGGCUGACGACGCUGAGCUACUUCAGGAUGACGACCUCAAUUUGGAAACCUCGGACGCAGCAAUGGCCCGUGCUCUUCAGAUGGAGGAGUACGAGCAGCAGCCGAUGCCUAAGAAACGCAAAACCGCGGCUUCUGAGCGAAGCCGGUCUUCAACUCGUUUGCAGCAGAACGCCAUUGAUUUCUCGGGAGAAACUGACUCCUCCGUGCUAGACUCCCUCGAUGAUGAAGUAUUUCAGUCUGCGGAAGAUCUUGACUCAAAUUUCGAGUCCGAUUCCGAGGGAGAUUGGCCAAAAAUUGUGACACAACAAAAGGCCAAGAAAACUCGAAAAUCGAAGGUUGAAGAUGACGAGGAAGAUCAGGGUCCGACCGAUAUGGCUGAGGACGAUGCCGAGGAACUAGGGUUGAGUUGGGACGAGCAACGCAAAGCGCGAAGAGCCAAAGCCGAUCGCAAGAAGUUAGAGAAGAAGCAUCCGGCUAUUGUCACCAUGUGGGACACCCUCAAGGCGACUCCAAUUAUCACACCAAAGCCUGCACAGCAACCCGAGUCCAUCACACGCAAGUUGAAGCCCUUCCAGCUAGAAGGGUUGAGUUGGAUGCUGGAACAGGAAAAGACUCAAUACCGGGGUGGACUCCUGGGCGAUGAGAUGGGAAUGGGCAAGACGAUCCAGGCUGUGUCUUUGAUUAUGUCGGAUUUUCCCCAGCCGGAGCCCACGUUAGUCCUGGUGCCACCAGUCGCGCUGAUGCAAUGGGUGUCUGAGAUUAAGGAAUACACCAAUGGCAAGUUGAAAGUAUGCGUAUAUCACAACGCGGACCCCAAGGUGAAAAAGCUGUCACGAGCGGAUCUGCGCAAGUUUGAUGUUAUCAUGAUGUCUUACUCUGGUCUUGAGUCCAUCCAUAGAAAGCAGGAGAAGGGCUGGACGCGUGGCAAUGGAACGGUCAAGGAGGACAGCUUGAUUCAUUCAAUCAAAUACCAUCGACUGAUCCUUGAUGAGGCACACAGUAUCAAGUCACGUACGACCGGUGUUGCGAAGGCUUGCUUCGCCUUGAAGGCUUCUUACAAGUGGUGUUUGUCCGGCACACCGGUCCAAAACAGAAUCGGAGAGUUCUUUUCUCUCUUGCGUUUCCUUCAGGUGAAGCCAUUCGCCUGUUAUUUCUGCAAGCAAUGUCCUUGUGAGCAGCUCCAGUGGUCAGCGAACAAGCAGGGCCAAUGCAACGAAUGCAAACACACGGGAUUCAAUCACAUCUCCAUCUUCAAUAAGGAGAUACUUAAUCCGAUCACCGAGGGAAGGACUACCGAAGAACGCAAGGAGGGACUUGCCAAGCUGCGCUUGAUCACGGAUCAUAUUAUGCUUCGCAGAAUGAAAGAGGAGCAUACGUCGUCCAUGGAACUGCCGCCAAAAAGAAUCACCAUCCACAAUGAAUUCUUUGGUGAGAUUGAGCAUGAUUUCUCGCGCAGUAUCAUGACAAACUCCUCGCGACAAUUCGACACCUACGUCAGUCGAGGUGUAAUGUUGAACAACUACGCGAACAUCUUUGGUCUCAUCAUGCAGAUGCGACAAGUCGCAAAUCACCCAGACUUGAUUCUGAAGAAGCAUGUGCAGCCGGGCUUCAAUGUCUUGGUGUGCCGUGUCUGCGAUGAGCCUGCUGAAGACGCGAUUCGCUCCCGUUGUCGACAUGAAUUCUGCCGCAAGUGUGCGAAGGACUAUAUUCAGUCCUACGACGACGUCUCCGCUGUGGACUGCCCACAAUGUCACAUUCCUCUUUCGAUUGAUCUGGAGCAGCCGACCAUCGAGCAAUCGGACGAGUCAGUGAAGAAGAACUCCAUCAUCAAUCGAAUCAUGAUGGAGAACUGGACAUCGUCAACGAAGAUCGAGACUUUGGUGUAUGAGCUUUAUCAACAGCGAACUAAGAGCCACACACCGAAGUCGAUCAUCUUCUCACAGUUCACAUCCAUGCUGCAGCUGGUGGAAUGGCGCCUGCGUCAUGCUGGCUUCAAUACGGUGAUGCUCGAUGGCACCAUGACACCCGCGCAGCGUCAAAAAUCGAUUGAACAUUUCAUGAAGAACGCAGACGUGGAGGUGUUCCUCGUCUCAUUGAAAGCUGGCGGUGUGGCCCUGAACUUGACCGAAGCAUCUCGCGUCUUCAUUGUGGAUCCCUGGUGGAAUCCCGCGGCUGAGUGGCAGAGUGCCGAUCGAAGUCACCGAAUCGGUCAGCAGCGGCCCUGUGUUAUCACUCGCCUGACGAUUGAAGAUUCGGUCGAAUCACGAAUUGUCCAGCUUCAGGAAAAGAAGGCCAAUCUCAUCCGAGGUACCAUCAACAAGGACCAGGGCAAGGCGCUGGAGAAACUCACCCCGGAGGAUAUGCAAUUCUUGUUCCGGGGUUCAUGA